Messenger RNA from Fomitiporia mediterranea MF3/22, 1023 nucleotides. RefSeq lists its product as uncharacterized. The record is from RefSeq and is a predicted model, not a curated record. The coding region runs from base 1 to 1023 and encodes 340 amino acids. Lineage: Eukaryota; Fungi; Basidiomycota; Agaricomycetes; Hymenochaetales; Hymenochaetaceae. The transcript is spliced from 3 exons.
AUGCGUACUUUGCAGAUUCUUGGUCCUCUCUUUGUCCUCGUUCAUGAUGUUUUCGUAAGCACUGCCUUCGGAGUCUCACUUGAAGAGCAUGUGUAUGCCCUAGAUCCGAGGAUACAGUUCAAUCCUCCAUUAACCGACAACAAUGUCUGGAGAGUCAUGACCGUUCCAUCUCCAGACACUGGGAAUCUCACGACUAAAAUCGAGACGGUCAGUAACGAUGCAGUUGCAUCGUUUACAUUUCAAGGAUCAACCAUAGCAUUACACGGCCUUUCAAUCCCAAAAUAUUCUGGGUUAUACUUCACUCUCGACGAGAACACAUCCUUUACAGAGUCACUCCUUGAUUUGAGUAACGCGGACGAUACCUUGAUGUUCCCGAUUGCUACCGAUCUGGAUCCAACCAUCAAUCAUACUCUCUUAAUCCAGAAACUGCCGGGCUCUGCUGACGACGAACCGUGGAAUUUGUCUGUGGAUGCUGCCACACCUACCGCUCUACCUAGCUAUAUCCUUGCUAGCACUGUAUCUGCCUCCUCGACACCAACGACUGCACAACCGAGUCCGGGGUCUUCAUCACAACACAAGAGCCACCAUCGUCAUAUUCGAGUUAUAGUUGGAGCCGUCCUAGGAGCAGUUUUAGGGGCCUGCUUCGUCGUCGCUACCAUCAUUAUGAUCCGCCUCUGUAGACGUCGUCUUCGCCGUCUCGAUCCAUCCCACACCACUCCAAGUCCUUACGUUAUCCCCACCGAGCAACGCCGAUCACAUCGCCUUGUAAAUUUCAGAUGGAUUCAAAUCAAAUCUCGGCCAUUCAGUAGUGGGCGGGAGUCUAAUAACGCUACGAUAGGCAGUGGUGAAGACAGAAUUAGAUCUAACCGGAAUACCUUCGUGCGUAUGGACGGUAGUGGAUCACGAGCAAUAAUGAGCAGUCGGAGUCAUACGUCGCAAAUUUCGCAAACUGGAAUUGCCAUCCUCUCUGGAGACCCGUUCGGAGACUCAGGUAGCCGACAAAAUUUUACUUCUUCGAAAUAA